AUGGACUGGCGAGUGAGAGGCAUGACUACCAUCUCUAGAGGACAGCGUGCCAUGAGAAGUCUCCGAUUUCCGAUAUGGUCAAGGCGGGCCUUAGAGAAACCCUGUCUGUCUGGCCGCCAUGGUUACAGAUCGUCGACCUUGGGUGGAUCUGCAGGCGCCUGGGCAGCCAUCCUGCAGGGCAUCAUCGCAUCUCCUCUGUUGAGCUUGUUGUCGACCAGGGCUCACCACCACGACCACCACCAGCGCGAGAUGCCUUACACCGACCGCAGACUCUCCCUCUCUCCCUCAGCUACUACCUGCAAAAACUCGUUUCGACUUGCUCGCCUCUGCCCCGCACGGCUCCACAGCGGCCAAAUGUCGCCCAUGAACACCUACCUCCUUCUCACCCAGCUCGCCUUGGCAGACAGUGACAACCUCGCGCCACACAGCAAUGGACCGUCCACCAGGGCUGAAGGUGCAAAGGGGGCCAAAUGCUCAAGGAACACGCUCCCGAGCUUGCUGGUCGUCGCGGCCAUGUUUCAUGCACCAGGUCGUUUGGUAGUCGGGGCGCGCCUCAUUCGUUGCUCUGCUGCCAAAUCAUCAAACAACUGUCGAACAGACGAGGAGGCAUCAUGGUGCCAUUCGGCCUUCGCCGGGCGGGCGCUGCAAGGGCUGGCGGGCGGCGUCCUGUGUAGUGGAUGA
Cucurbitaria berberidis CBS 394.84 is the source of this 681-nucleotide messenger RNA. RefSeq lists its product as uncharacterized. The record is from RefSeq and is a predicted model, not a curated record. NCBI's taxonomy places the organism in Eukaryota, Fungi, Ascomycota, Dothideomycetes, Pleosporales, Cucurbitariaceae. The coding region runs from base 1 to 681 and encodes 226 amino acids. The transcript has a single exon.